Molecule: messenger RNA, 1395 nt
Organism: Meyerozyma guilliermondii ATCC 6260
Lineage: Eukaryota; Fungi; Ascomycota; Pichiomycetes; Serinales; Debaryomycetaceae
Gene: SER33
Product: phosphoglycerate dehydrogenase
Exons: 1
Coding region: 1-1395 (464 amino acids)
Molecular function (GO): NAD binding; oxidoreductase activity, acting on the CH-OH group of donors, NAD or NADP as acceptor
Source: RefSeq, a predicted model, not a curated record
AUGUCCACGCCCCAGAACAUCGCCACGAGGUUUGAACGUAGUGUCAGUAUCUCCGGGCUGCCCAAUGCGGUUUCCACUUCUCCCACUCAAUCUUACCUUUCUCAGUACGUUCCAACCCUGAAAAAUGCCAAGGCUCUUAAGCCAUUUUCCACCGGCGACAUCAAGAUCUUGUUGUUAGAAAACGUCAAUCAGACUGCUAUCGAUAUCUUUGGUCAACAGGGAUACCAGGUUGAAUUCUACAAGUCGUCUUUGCCGGAAGAUGAAUUGAUCGAAAAGAUCAAGGAUGUCCAUGCCAUCGGAAUCAGAUCCAAAACCAAAUUAACGGAAAAAGUGUUACAACAUGCUAAGAACUUGGUAGUGAUCGGGUGCUUCUGUAUUGGUACCAACCAGGUGGAUUUGGAGUUUGCGGCCAAAUCGGGAAUUGCCGUUUUCAAUUCUCCAUUUUCCAACUCUCGGUCGGUGGCUGAGUUGGUGAUUGCCGAAAUUAUUACCUUGGCAAGACAAUUGGGGGACCGUAGUAUUGAAUUGCACACCGGUACGUGGAACAAGGUUAGUGCCAAGUGCUGGGAAGUUAGAGGAAAAACGUUGGGAAUUGUAGGAUAUGGCCAUAUUGGUGCUCAACUUUCCGUGUUAGCAGAGGCCAUGGGUAUGCAAGUGAUCUAUUAUGAUGUUCAGAUGAUCAUGUCGUUGGGUAACUCGAAACAGGUGGAUUCUCUUGACGAGUUGUUGCAGCGUGCUGAUUUUGUGUCUUUGCAUGUUCCUGCUACUCCAGAAACCAAGAAUAUGUUGAGUACUCCACAAUUUGCUGCCAUGAAAGAUGGUGCCUAUGUGAUCAAUGCGUCUCGUGGUACUGUGGUGGACAUUCCAGCGCUUAUUUCCGCCAUGAAAGUGGGCAAAAUCGCCGGUGCUGCCAUCGAUGUCUACCCUCAAGAGCCCGCCAAGAAUGGUGAAGAUUUGUUCAACAAUCUGCUAAACGAAUGGGCAAGUGAGUUGUGCUCGUUGAGAAACGUGAUCUUGACUCCCCACAUCGGUGGUUCUACCGAGGAAGCUCAAUCUGCCAUUGGAGUGGAAGUGGGUACAUCUUUGACGAAAUACAUCAAUGAGGGAAAUUCCAGUGGAGCCGUCAACUUUCCCGAAGUCCAUUUGCGUGCGUUGGAUUUGGACCAAGAAAACUCGGUGCGUGUGUUGUACAUCCAUCAGAACGUUCCUGGUGUGUUGAAAACCGUCAACAAUAUCUUGUCGAACCAUAAUAUCGAGAAGCAGUUCUCGGAUUCUCGCGGAGACGUUGCUUAUUUGAUGGCGGACAUUUCCGACGUGGACUUGGCUGAUAUCAAGUCUUUGUACGAGCAGCUCGAACAAACUCCUUAUAAGAUAGCUACCAGACUUUUAUACUAA